AUGGAGUCCCCAACAUCUUCCACACCUCGGACGCGCACGUACGCCUGCAGCUUAUGUGCGCGCCGAAAGGUGCGGUGCGACAAGACGGACCCGUGCUCGAACUGCGCCAAGGCCCAGGCCAAAUGCGUUUACGUAGCUCCGCCCCUGGCGAGGCCCCGGAAGCGGCCAGCCGACCAUGAACUGCGCUCACGGCUUGACGAGUACGAAGCUCUCUUGGCAAAGCACGGCAUUGACUUUGGACCGCCAAGUCAUGUCUGGAUCCAAUCGGGCCUAGAGCAGCUCGUUCCAGCUCCGGAUGCCAGUGAACGAGCAACCCCCACCGCGCCGUCAACCAAGCUUCAAGCGGACUUAGCAGAGGAGAGGCCGGAAUUGCGGCAUCCGCCUAUCCAGACCUUCGCGGGGAAUGGCCUAACGCCGUUUCCCCAGAGCAGCCGAGGGACAAAUGGCAGCCCCCUCCAGUCUUUGUUCCAAUCCCGGGCGUCACUGCCAGAUGUGCGCCAGCUGCACCCCGAACCGAUCCAUAUCUUCAAGCUGUGGCAUAUCUUCAUUGACAAGGUCAACCCGUUGACCAAGAUUGUGCAUGUCCCAACUCUGCAGCAGAGGAUCUUGGAUGUCAUCUUCGACUUAAGUGCCAUCCAGCAGCCUCUGCAAGCGAUGAUGUUUGCGAUCUACACACUAACCAUCACUACACUCUCUGCCGAGGAGUGCGACAAACUCUUCGGAGAGACCCGAAGUGUCCUCCUACAGAGAUACAAAACAGCAACAUUGCAGUCGCUAAUGGCUGCAGACCUUUUCGUCACCAGGGACCUCGAGGUACUUCAGGCUUUGACACUCUUCCUCCUGGCCGACCCAUUGUCCGACUUGACUUGCACGCUAGCGGCUGUGGCCGUACGACUUGCCCUCCAGAUGGGCGAACAGGAGCACGAUGUGCCAAAACUCUCUGUGUUUGAACGAGAGAUGCGGAUCCGCCUCUUCUGGCAGCUCCGUCGGCUAGACGCUUGUGUGCAGCCUAAAACAGCAACCGCAAGCCAUCCGUACAUCCGCUGCGCCUUCGGCGACAUGCGUCUCCCCCUGAAUGUCAACGACAGCGAGCUACACCUGGACAUGACGGAGUUUCCGCUCGAGCACACGGGCCCGACCGAGAUGCUCUUUGUCCUCUUGCGAUACGAGACCAUCCACUGGCUGCGAACGUCUGCAAUUGUCGCUCAGAUUUUCAAAAGCCCCCGUGACUCGCGGGUUCCGGCUCUCAAGGAGAAGGCCGUCGCAGAACUCUGGAAGGUUCUCCAAGAAAAGUACCUCAACCGCUGCGAUAUGCGUAUCCCACUUCACGCCCUGUCCGUCCUUACGACCAAGCUCGCCAUCGCCCGCAUCCGCUUCAAGGCCAGUCACCCCAGGCUGGGGCUCGCACACCUGCCAGAGAUUCAAGAAGAGCACGAUCUCAUCUUUGAGACCGGGCUGCAACUCCUGGAGCUCGGUCACGAGAUCCAGCAUCACCCACAUUUUGCGCCGCCGCUCCUCUGGCGCAUGACCACCCACUCCCGGCCUUCGGCGGAUGCAUACAUCUACGUGAUCAGCGAGCUGCGGCGGCGCUGUAGCGGCGAUCGUGUGGCCGACGCCUGGCGGGUGGUGGAGAGGCUAUUUGAUGAACAUCUUGAGCUCACCGCUGGGGCCGACAACCACCGGCAGUUCUACCUUGCUUUUGGUGAUCUCACUCUGGAAGCCUGGGAUGCACGGCGAGCCGAGUUGUUUGACUCGGAGAUGGAGAGGGAGGCUGCCCCCGAACCGCCGUUUAUCCAGCGGCUGCGUGCUACGAGGGCGCAGAGGGAGCUUGCAGACGCGUCGAUAUCGCUUGCAGAUGCAAGUGUGGAUUGCCAUGUGAACACCGAGGCCGAGGUCGGAUGGGAGAACUGGAGCGAUGUUUUCCAGCUUGUUUGA
Messenger RNA from Thermothielavioides terrestris NRRL 8126, 1935 nucleotides. RefSeq lists its product as uncharacterized. Gene Ontology annotation, molecular function: zinc ion binding; DNA-binding transcription factor activity, RNA polymerase II-specific. Lineage: Eukaryota; Fungi; Ascomycota; Sordariomycetes; Sordariales; Chaetomiaceae. Gene Ontology annotation, biological process: regulation of DNA-templated transcription. The coding region runs from base 1 to 1935 and encodes 644 amino acids. The record is from RefSeq and is a predicted model, not a curated record. The transcript is spliced from 3 exons.